Molecule: messenger RNA, 1896 nt
Organism: Arthroderma uncinatum
Lineage: Eukaryota; Fungi; Ascomycota; Eurotiomycetes; Onygenales; Arthrodermataceae
Product: PHD finger domain-containing protein
Exons: 5
Coding region: 1-1896 (631 amino acids)
Biological process (GO): regulation of DNA-templated transcription
Cellular component (GO): Rpd3L-Expanded complex; Rpd3L complex; nucleus
Source: RefSeq, a predicted model, not a curated record
AUGGCGUCUAACAGCAUUCCCACUGGCACCAACGCCAGCAGCAUGCGCCAGACCGCCCGUCAAACCCGUACAAACCCCUCGAGACUCUCGAAGACGGUUGGCCGCUCGUCUCUUGCCGGCAGCCAAGUUGGUGGCUCCUCGAGCCUUGGAGGAGGGCACGGAGCUGGCGGCUCGCAUCAGGGAAACGCGAUGCCAACGGGGAUGUAUCCGGGCAUCACUCACUUCAGUGAUGCUAUUGAUGCGCUGCCUAGAGAAUUCCGAAGACAUAACUCGUUGUUGAAUGAGGUUGAUGGCAAGGCGUGGGCGCUAGAGGAGCAGCUGUCCAAGCUGCUCACUUCCGCGACGAAGCUGAUUUCGAUAGACUAUGACGCUCCAAAGCCGCAGACGGUCGACGUCACACCCACGAGACAGGUUUUUCAAAACAUCCGCUCUACUCUCGGCGAUUUACUAGGGACCAUUGAUGAAAAGAAUCACGUUGCGCGCAAUGCGAAUGCCACUCUUCAGCGAGACGUCGGUCGACUCGAUGCCGUUUACCCUUAUGUUCAGCGCGAAGUGAGCGAAGAGGCUCGGCUCGGAAGCGUAACGCACUGGGCGUACAUCAACAAACCCACUCCCAAAACGAGUGCUAGUGCCGUCAACGAACGGCCCAGAAGAGACACGGCCGGCGCAAACAGCCAUCGAGUUGGCCAUGGAGACGCAGACAACGAACCGAGAAAGGAGCCUGUCCGCCGACAGCGUCGCACCCAGGCCGAAAUCGAAGCGGACGAGGCACGAGCGGGCGGGCCCGUACGAAGAAAGCCAGGCCCAAAAAGCCGUGUACUCGAAAACCAAUUGAACGAACAAGCUCUUGCUGCCGCCGUAGCUGGCGGUACCGGGGCUGUGACCGCUGGUGGAUCGAAACGGCGAAAGGUAGAACAUUCCCAAGUGAUGACGGCCACAGCCAUGGAACGAUCCGCAAGCGCAGCUACGAAUGUGCCUGUCGGAAGAGCGGGAUCGAAGGAAAGCCCUGCUCCUGAUACAGUGAAGAAAAGAACGAGGGCGCCCAAUGCGAAUACAGCUGCAAGAAAGAGAACAAACACGGUUACUUCAACAACAAGCUCACCAUCGCUCGCUGGCACAAUGGGGCCAUCACAACUCAAUCCUACUUCCAACGGUGCCACGCCAACGUCUUCGCUUCGAUCACAACCACGGCCGCAGCAACAGGCUCAGGCCCAGGCUUCCUCCCGCCAGAGGCCGUCUUCAUCUGCAUCAAAUCGAAACCCGAAAAAAGAAUUACUGGACGCCAGGCCCCCGUCUUCAAAGGACGCAGCUAGUCCCAGAAUUGACGCAGCCAGAGCCAAUGGCGACAUAAUUAGAAACAGCCCAAAGACAACAGCCCUUGAGCUUAAACACGAGGAGGCUAACUCUAUGGUCAAUUUGGCAGCUACUAAUAAUCAUCUAAACGAUGGGAAGGGAGAUUACUCGAAUCUACCGGAAAUAAACACCGGCAUCUCUACAAAGCGGUCCUCCAAAAACUCAACGCCCGUUUCAUCCACAUAUGCCGAAUCACAGCAGAGAUCGAGACCGUCUAGGGCAGGAGACGGACCAAAGCGAUCCCACAAGAAGACGGGCAGCAUUUCAACUGCUCGGCAGAUAGCUUUAUCUGCCGCGGCGGAAGAACCUGAAGACGGACCUCGGGGUGCGGACGAGGAAGACGAUGAGACGGAGCCACGAUAUUGUUACUGUAACGAAGUCAGUUUUGGAGAGAUGGUGGCGUGCGAUAAUCCGAAUUGUCCGCGUGAAUGGUUCCAUCUUUCGUGCGUUGGGCUGACGAAGCCGCCUUCCAAGAGUGUUAUAUGGUAUUGCAAUGAGUGCAAGGAUGGGAUGAGGAAAACUAAAACUGGAAAUGGGAAAUAG